CAAGGUCAAAAGGCCCCGGAUAAUUAGCGAUUCGUCAUCGAUAUACUUUGGUCACCUCGUUGGUCUCGCAUUUGGAUUUUGAGAUAACUAACGCCGUUAAAAGACUUCCGUAACGGAUUAGUUCAACAGCUCCAGUUCUUUCGUCCAAUCAAAUCACAGAUGCUCACUCCAAGAAAACGUUACUUUACCUAUAAUCUCGCUGACGUCAGAUCCCACCGUUAGAGCUCACACUUGUAAGCUGUAACACCGUUUCCUGCAUUUUCCACAAGCAAAGGAGGAUAAUAGCUUUGUGUAGAGAGAGAGAGAGAGAGAGAGAGAGAGAGAGAGAAGAAGAAGAAGAAAGAAAGAAUGGGUUUGCUUACGAACAAGAUGGAGAGAGAAGAGAUAAAACCAGGAGAUCAUAUCUACACUUACAGAGCAGUCUUCGCUUAUUCUCACCAUGGAAUCUUUGUCGGUGGGUCCAAAGUUGUUCAUUUCAGACCAGAACACAACCCCAUCCCCAUGGAGUCAUCAUCAUCAUCAUCAAUAUCAAUAUCAUCUUCAUCUGAUGAUAUCUGUUCGAUAUUUCCUGAUUGCGGUUUCAGACAACCAGACAGUGGAGUAGUCCUUUCUUGCUUAGACUGUUUCCUCAAGAACGGCUCACUCUACUGCUUCGAAUAUGGAGUCAGCCCACCGGUUUUUCUCACCAAAGUCCGCGGAGGCACAUGCACAACCGCGCAAUCUGAUCCGACUGAUUCAGUCAUCCACAGGGCAAUGUACCUUCUACAAAACGGAUUUGGCAACUAUGACAUUUUCAGGAACAACUGCGAGGAUUUCGCGCUCUACUGCAAAACCGGUUUGCUAAUAAUGGAUAAGCUCGGUGUAGGGAGAAGUGGUCAAGCUUCUUCAAUCGUUGGUGCUCCUUUGGCUGCAAUUCUCUCUUCUCCUUUCAAAUUGCUGAUUCCAAAUCCAAUUGGUGUAGCAACAGUUACUGCUGGAAUGUAUUGUAUGAGUCGUUAUGCUACUGACAUUGGGGUUAGAAGCGAUGUCAUUAAGGUUUCAGUUGAGGAUUUGGCUCUCAACCUUGACUUGAAGACCAUUGAGCAAGUCGAAGAAGAAGAAGAAGAUUCUGAUACCGACUAUGUUAGGUGACAAAUAUCACUUUGCCUCACACAUCUCUUCUACGAUAUAGAUAGAAAAAAAUCUGUUAAAAUCCUCAGCUUGUUGUGUUUCUUUUUCAAAUGUUGUUUGUGUAUUAGCAAAGAAGACUAAUGAAGUGCAAAUUCUAAAACGUUUGAAAAGAAAAUGUUUUUUUUUUUUU
This is a messenger RNA of Camelina sativa (false flax), 1300 nucleotides long. RefSeq names its product protein LEAD-SENSITIVE 1-like. NCBI's taxonomy places the organism in Eukaryota, Viridiplantae, Streptophyta, Magnoliopsida, Brassicales, Brassicaceae. The record is from RefSeq and is a predicted model, not a curated record.